UUUCGCUGAAAAUGCGCAUAUCAAAUGAAAUUGAAAAGUUAAGGCACGAAAUUGUAUUCACUGAAGAUGAUGGGCCAAAACAAGAGGAACUUAAACAAGCUAAUGCUAAGUUUACACAUAUUCAUAAAGAAAUAACAAACUGUGGUGAUUCUGAAAAAAACAAAGAAACAAGUUUUACUGAUGUAAUAAACGUAUGCGAUUAUAAAAAAAUAAAUAAUAUGAACAAGCAAAAUAUUUUGACGCGUGAUCUUAUAAACUUAUAUAUCGUGAAAAAAAAUAAUAAUAACAUACUUAAUACGUCUCCAAUAAAUUUAAUUUCUAAUUUUUUUGAAAAUAAAUAUGGCACAAAUACAAGUACUACUACCACUACUACUACUAAUACUACUACUACUACUACUACCAGUAAUAAAAACAUUGAUGGUGUAGAACGAUUAAACAAAGUGCUAAACCAGUUUAAUAAAGAAAUCAAUAUAUUGAAUACUAAACGGAUUGAGGCCAUUCGAAUCAUAAAAUAUAUAUCUUUAAAAAUUUUAUCUAUUAAUGAAAAAAAUAGUAUACUUAAAGAGUUGAGAAAAAAAGAAUUAAAAUUAAAAAAUCAAAAAAAAGUAUAUACAAAAGAAAUACAGAAUAUUCAAAAUGAAGUAGAUAAUUGUACGAAUUCAACGCAGCUAUUGUUAGAAGAUCUGGAAAAUCAAAAUAAAAGAAAAGAAGAAGUAUUAGAAAAGCUUAAGCAAGUAAUCGGAGAUAAUACUUUAUGCUAUAAUAUGCUUCUUAAAAAUUUAAAAAAUAAUAAGGAUGAUGCGAUGUCAAUUGAAAGCGAAGGUAGUGAUAAGUCCAACGAUGAAUUGGAGGGAGCGGGAUCGGAAGCAGGUGUAAGUCUAUGCGGGGAAGGAGACGACGCUGUUAUUAAUAUUUAUAAUAAAGAAAAAAUUAAUGCUAUAAAAGAAGAAAAUGGAAUAAUUUUAAAUAAAAUAAAUAAUAUUAAAAAGACUAUGGAUAUGUUAAAAAAUGAUAAACGAAAAUUAAUGAUAAAAAAAAAAAAUUUUGAAAAAGAAGUUGAUUUAAUAAAUGAAGAAAUAAGUAUACUUGAUGAUGAUAAAAAAAAAAAUAUAUCUGAC
Molecule: messenger RNA, 1118 nt
Organism: Piliocolobus tephrosceles (Ugandan red Colobus)
Lineage: Eukaryota; Metazoa; Chordata; Mammalia; Primates; Cercopithecidae
Product: myb-like protein X
Exons: 2
Source: RefSeq, a predicted model, not a curated record